AUGCCACAGCUUGAUACCGUCUUCAGCCAACUCGCCGUGAACCCCAAGGCGACGCCCUCAAAUAGCCGUACUACCGGCGCAAAAAGUACUACAAGGUUGCGACCGAACGCAUCCGCGCCCAGCGACGUGUCCACAACUUGCGCCCGCCUCCUCACCCUCCUCUCACGCCUCUUCGACCCUGUCCGCCGCUCGCCUACGUUCACACCGACGUUGCAAUACGUAAAGGGCUUGCUCUACAAUAAAGAGUACCUCGAGGCGUUCGGGACCGAGUCGGAGGAGGGCGAGCGGUGGCGCGAAGUUUACGCUGCUCGAUGGGUGCCCGCUCGAACGGUCGUCUACGAGCGCAUCUUCGAGGAGCUGGGCGUCGCCGAGCUGUUGGGAUGGAGGGCGAAGGGCAAGGGGCGCGAGCGGACGGAAGAAGAGGAGGAAGAGCUCGAGCGAGAAGUUGCGAGGCUGAGACGGCGGCUCAAGCAGGAGGGCAAGACAGCAGACGAGAUUGCGGCGGCCGUGCAGGCGCGUCAGGCACGCAUGAACCCAUCGCAUUCAUCGCCUGACGUCCCGACAGAAGCGGACGUCGUCAUGGUAGGCGCCGGUGCGGGAAGCGAGGUUGUCGCGUUGGGCGGAGUGCUGGGGGCGGCAGUCGCAGAUGCAGAACAGCGGCGGCCUCGGGUGCGGGUGCAAGCAGUGGAUCAAGGAUCGUGGGGCGGUCUUCUCGACAAGAUGACGGACGGCUUGCGGGAAGAGUGGCCGGGACUGGCUUCGGCGGAAGCUGGCUUCGACGUCAAGUUCGUUCAAGGCGACAUCCUGUCGACGGCAGGUCCACCCUCACCACCUUCCGAUACCGACGCACCACCUCAGCCUUCUCCCCUUGUCGACUUUGCGACCCCUUCUCUCCGUCUCGUCACCAUCUGCUACACCAUCAGCGAGCUCCUCCUUCAAUCCCGCAUCUCGACCCUCCGCUUCCUGUCGCAUAUGUCGCAGUCCGCUCCAUCCGGCACACACCUCCUCAUCGUCGAGUCCGCCAGCCUCGCGCUCAUCCCGCUCGGCAAAGAAGGGCGGACGUACCCGCUCGGCCAGUUGCUCGACCAUGCGUUGUGCGGUAGCGAGGGGAAGAGCGGAGCGUGGAGGAUCGUCAAGAGUGACGAUGCGAAGUGGUAUAGGAUGCCGGAGGGCGCGGAAGAGGUGUACAACGAGGGGAAGGGCGCGCACGUCAAGCUUGAGAACUCGAGGGUGGUGCUGAGGUUGUAUGAGAAGCGGUAG
Messenger RNA from Rhodotorula toruloides NP11, 1260 nucleotides. Its product is annotated as protein of unknown function DUF3115. The record is from RefSeq and is a predicted model, not a curated record. The transcript is spliced from 2 exons. NCBI's taxonomy places the organism in Eukaryota, Fungi, Basidiomycota, Microbotryomycetes, Sporidiobolales, Sporidiobolaceae. Bases 1 to 1260 code for a protein of 419 amino acids.